AUGGGACAGGGAGGGUCUACGCCCAAGACCGCGCUUGAAUGCCUCCUAAAUAAUUUUUCUGAUUUUCAGAAGCGCGCCCGGGGUUAUGGGGGCCCACCGCCCGACCCUGAGGUACUGCGAACCUUCAGUGAACUAGAAUGGCCCACCUUCAACGUAGGGUGGCCCACUGAGGGGACCUUCGAUCUUCCCAUCUUAUAUGCAGUACAGAGAGUAGUAUACCAGGUACCUCAUCCGGACCAGAUGGUAUACAUCGACGUUUGGGUGGACAUAGCCACCGAGCGUCCAGGUUACAUCCGGCCAUGCCAGCCUGACUGGAGGAGGAUGCAGCGCAGUGUCUGUGUUGCGGCGAGGGGGGGUUCACAGGGAGCCCUGGUCCCGGGUUCAGCUAAGGAAAAGCCUCGUUUAUACCCAGUUCUCUCUGAAGCCCCGGAGGACCCCCUGAUCGAGCCUACUGCGGCGCCACCCUACAAUCCUCCGCAACCAGAUUCCACCACGGGAGGUGACCUCAGGAGCCCGCCCCAUACCAGGGGCGGGACACCAUAUGGGUUGCCUCAGCAGGGAGGCGCUGCCAUUCUGCCUCUCCGUGAGGUGCCGCCUGGCCCAGAUGCACCAGCACAGGCACCACCUCGACUAGUCUAUGUUCCUUUUUCAACCAGUGACCUGUAUAAUUGGAAACUCCAGAAUCCUCCUUUUUAUGAAAAACCCCAAGGCCUCAUUUUCCUUUCAGAAACCAUUUUCAGGACCCACCAGCCAACCUGGGAUGACUGCCAGCAGAUACUCCAGACCCUUUUCACCUCUGAGGAAAGGGACCGAAUUAUGAGAGAAGCAGCCAAGGCUGUGGCGGGAGAAGAGAGGGGUACCGCAGAAGGGAGGAGGGAGGCUUUGCAACAGGUGCGACAGGAGAUACAAGUCCUACGCCACCAGCCUCCAGCUGAGACAACCCGAUGGCCAGCUCCACCUGAACCGGGACAAUGGAUCUGGGUCCUUAACCAUCGCCGGGGAAGUCUAGAGCCGAGGUGGAUUGGCCCCUUCCAGGUCCUGCUCAGCACCCUCUCUGCAGUACGAGUAGCAGAGAAGCCCUACUGGAUUCACCUAUCACACACGAAGCCAGCCCAGCCCCCGGAGGACCACCAAGGAACAUGGCGGAUCAGCAAAGAUUCCGAGCAACCGCUAAGACUGAAAUUUCUCAAACAGUAA
Molecule: messenger RNA, 1197 nt
Organism: Artibeus jamaicensis (Jamaican fruit-eating bat)
Lineage: Eukaryota; Metazoa; Chordata; Mammalia; Chiroptera; Phyllostomidae
Exons: 3
Coding region: 1-1197 (398 amino acids)
Biological process (GO): virion assembly
Source: RefSeq, a predicted model, not a curated record